AAUUAUGGCGAACGGUUUGUGGUUUACAGAGGAGGACGUUCGCCAUGAGCUGGAAAAGCUCGGGUUUAAAGACGUGUCCGAUAAAGGGUUACAAAGUUUUAGUGAAGAAUUAAAACAGUUAGUUUUUCAGCAAAAGAAUGACUCAAACAAUACAUCAGACGUCAGUUUGACAGAUAAUUCGACUACAGAUGCAGCCAGAGAUGCAGCAGUGAAAAGUCGUCCAGCGUAUGACGUCACGUCUGGAAGUGAUUCAGAUUCUACUUUAGUUAGUGCAGCAGACCAUGUUGCAGCCAGAAGGCCACACAGGGCUAUUAGCAAGACUGUCAUACGGCGUAUCCCAGAAAAGGAAAACUGGGAUUCAGUUGAUGAGAGGCAACAAACUGAAAAGCAGCAAGUGACAGGUCAUGAUGAGCUCAGCAGCUCCUGUGCAAGUCUUAGUGAGUCCAAAGACUGGCGGCAAAAGUCAAAGUCAAAGUCCAAAAUGCCUAAACGGAUAGUUCUUCGGAGGAAGAACGGCGAGUCUCGAGUGUUUGAUGAAUCUGUCUGCGAAUCAGAACAGGGUGAGCAAAGGCCAGUUGUUCGUCUCAGAGAAGAUAGCGACAGAGCACAUUCCGAAGACUCUGAUGUGGAGAAUCGUGUCGGUUUGCCAACAACUGUGGUGUCUCGACCUUCUUCAUUUAUACGUCCUUUGCCACAUCCAGCAUUAUCACGCCGAAAAUCAGAUCCUGUUGCCAGGUAUCAUGAUUAUCGCCAAUAUUGGUUAACAUUCAAGGUGCCUGGUGAAGACAAUAGGGACAGCUUACGUUGGAACUUGAGGGAGCAACUUUUACGUCCAGAUCCUCUCCCUUACACUCGCCCUCGACGUAUGCCACCCCCAAGCAGCUAUAUUCCUCCCCCAGAAAAGAAGCGCCAAGCUUUACGUUGGGAGACCAGACACAACAUGGCAGCACCACAUUAGAAUAAAAUAAUAGAAACUAAUUCUGAUCAGAU
Molecule: messenger RNA, 990 nt
Organism: Corticium candelabrum
Lineage: Eukaryota; Metazoa; Porifera; Homoscleromorpha; Homosclerophorida; Plakinidae
Product: centriolar and ciliogenesis-associated protein HYLS1-like
Exons: 11
Coding region: 5-958 (317 amino acids)
Biological process (GO): cilium assembly
Cellular component (GO): non-motile cilium; centriole
Source: RefSeq, a predicted model, not a curated record